AUGAGGCUGUCAAUAUCUUGUGAUGCGUGUCGACGGGCAAAGGUCAAGUGUGUCCAUGAGGGCAACCCGCCUUGUCAGCGCUGUCAAAAAACCAAGAGUGACGAAUGCGCUCUGACAGACCCUCGAGCUUCGAAGCCAAGAACAGGCACAGGUGUGCGGCGGGGAAGCACUGCCAAAGCUAGAACAGGGCAGAAGCGACGAGCAACCACUGCAGUGUCUCCAGAUACUCACCCUCAACAAGUCCCUCGUCCGGGGCUUUCGCGUACGGUUUCCGAGAGCAACGAGAAUCCCAUCUCAUCUUUAUCACCAUCCAUUGUCAUCACAGCCGUGGAAAUUUACCGAAAGAAGUUCCCCAUUACGAAUUUCUUGCAUUAUCCGUCUUUGAUCUCAGAUGUCUCAUCUGAUUUCUCAUCAAUUGAUCCGGUUUUCGUUGCCUCCCUUCUAUCUUUGUGUGUGCGUUUCAUGAGCGGAGAUGGGGUCGCCGAUGAAGAAACAUAUGCCGGCUAUGCACGUAAACAUCUCGCUCAUCGUGUCAUGGAGGCGCCAUCCCUUUAUCUCGCUCAGUCUUUGGUGAUGAUCUCGUUCUAUGAAUGGGGAACUGGUCGGCCUUACCAAGCAUGGAUGUAUAGCGGCAUGGCUACCUAUAUGAUACAGUCACUACUUAAAAUGUCCGACGAUAGUAUGGAACAUAAUCCACACGAAUUCCAUGCUUCUCAGACCCAGUACGAACAGCUUGUUCGUACCUACUGGUGUUGCUUUGCUCAGGAUUGUGAGUUGAGCUCCGGUGCUCGACAACAUUUUGCAUUAUCCUUUUCUCAAAUAUCGGUACCACUUCCCAUCAGUGACCGGGAUUUUACGUUCAAUCAUGUGCCCGAGAGGAGAUUGAUGCCUGCCGAUAUGAACGAUCAGUGUUCUCUGGCAAGAAAUUUGACCAUAGAGCAUGGCCUGACGAUAGUGACGCGCGGAUUUGAUAUAUUCGUGCGAAUUCUGAGAUUUGCGAACGAACACCGUCGCGCGCUAGCAUCUUUGGGCUCGGAGGAUUCUACAUCGCCUCUUCUUCGGACUUGGCAGCGACUUAAGGGAGAGUUGGAUGAGUGGAGAUCUCUACAAGAUAUGACCGUUCGAUACCCUGCGACAAGCGCUCAGGCACAUGUUGCUCUCGGAUACGGAGAGCUUUUUGCCUACAUCAAUCUAAUAUACUUUAUGAGCGUAUUGUUUCUCCAUCGCGAUCGCUUCCUUUCCAAUCUCAAACCCGACGUUGACGUUUUUCAUGACAUGAAUGAUGAUGAACAGCAAGAGCCCGGGACUAUUAGAGAACUUUUUGCCGCCGUGCAGAAUAUCAGCGGAGUACUAUCAGCCCUAGAGGCAUCAGAGGCACCAGUCAUGACCCCCUAUUCAGGUUUCAGUGUCUUUGUAGCUGCACACAUCAACAUGUACGGGACCAUUGCCCCGAUGCGAUACCCCGGCGGACUUGAGCGAGCAGAAGAAGAGAAAAGCAAAAAUCUCAUAUACCUUGAGCGGCUAAGCCGAUUGUGGCCCGUUGGUCGAAGCUGGUGGCGAACUGUGCAAGAAGCAAAUCGAUUCUAUGAAACUGUCAAGAGCACUCAGACACAUACUGAGACUGGUAUGCACAGUCCCCGACGUUUUGCAUUGGCAGGUGGUUUGGAUGAGUACGGCGAUAUCCGCUCCCGUCCCAAUCGCGAAAUGCAUAUGACUAGGACCAUGGCUACGGGACCGGGCGAACCCGACAAUGCGCCUCAGUCUCAAGAUCGGGUUUUAUCAUCUCCCGUUCCCGAUAGUGAAACUACGUUUCUUUCUCGUGAGCACGCUGGACUCGCCCACGACUUUGAAACGGAUAUGUUUCAAUGGCCUUUUAUCGAUGCAUCUUGGUCUGCUGGGUUUGACGCGGGGCUAGACGGACUAUGGCACCACUCUGGGUUAUUCGAUGCGAAUCCUUCCUUCAAAUGUUGA
Messenger RNA from Penicillium verhagenii, 1971 nucleotides. RefSeq names its product transcription factor domain-containing protein. Gene Ontology annotation, cellular component: nucleus. The record is from RefSeq and is a predicted model, not a curated record. Gene Ontology annotation, molecular function: zinc ion binding; DNA-binding transcription factor activity, RNA polymerase II-specific; DNA binding. Bases 1 to 1971 code for a protein of 656 amino acids. NCBI's taxonomy places the organism in Eukaryota, Fungi, Ascomycota, Eurotiomycetes, Eurotiales, Aspergillaceae. Gene Ontology annotation, biological process: DNA-templated transcription; regulation of DNA-templated transcription. The transcript is spliced from 5 exons.